CGAGCAGCUCCCAGGAUCACGUGGGCCACGGCCCCACCCCUCAGAGACAGUCCCCCGCGGGGAUGGCGGUCGCGCGUGCGCAGAGACGAGCGCUCGCUGCGGCGCGGUCCGCAGCGGAGGGGGCGCGAACAGCCUGGGGCGGCGGAUGGAUCCGCGGGGCCUGACAGGCUUGGGGCCCAGCUCCCGUGGGCAGUUGGGCGAGGCGGCGGUGGCGGCCGCGGAGGAACCGGAGGCGCCCGCGGCGGCGGCGGUGGUGGUGGCGGCGGGCGCCACUCCGGAGGAGCAAGAGGAGGAUGAGGGCCGCAAUCGGGGCCUGCUGCGUUGGGAUGGCUUCUCCGCCUGGCUGCACUGCGUGUGCGUGGUGGGCUUCGACCUGGAGCUGGGCCAGGCCGUGGAGGUAAUUUAUCCUCAACAUUCCAAACUAACUGAUAAAGAAAAAACCAAUAUUUGCUAUUUGUCUUUUCCAGAUUCAAAUUCAGGUUGUCUUGGAGAUACCCAGUUUUGUUUUAGAUUUCGACAGUCUUCUGGGAGGAGGGUAUCACUGCAUUGUCUCCUGGAUCAAUUUGACAAAGAUUUACCAGUUUACUUAAAGAAGGAUCCUGCUUAUUUUUAUGGAUAUGUGUAUUUCCGACAAGUUCGAGAUAAAACUCUAAAAAGAGGCUACUUUCAAAAGUCCUUGGUUUUGAUCAGCAAACUGCCCUAUAUUCACUUUUUCCAUACUGUGCUCAAACAGAUAGCACCAGAAUAUUUUGAAAAGAGUGAACCUUAUUUGGAAGCAGUUUGUCAUGAUGUUGAUCGAUGGCCUGCCCCAGUGCCAGGGAAAACAUUAGACCUUCCUAUUAUGGGGAUGGUAAUGAAGGUACGGAUUCCUACAUGCUAUGACAAGCCUGGAACAACACAAAUGGUGCAGAUGACUCAACAGGCAGACACACAGAUAUCUGUUAUUUUGCCUACUGUUCAUGAGGUGGAUCUUUUCAGGUGUUUCUGCCCAGUUUUUCUUCACAGUCAGAUGCUUUGGGAGCUAGUACUGUUGGGGGAACCUCUUGUAGUCAUGGCACCAUCACCGUCAGAAUCAUCAGAAACUGUAUUGGCACUUGUUAACUGUAUUUCUCCAUUGAAGUACUUCAGUGAUUUCCGACCUUAUUUCACAAUUCAUGAUAGCGAGUUCAAAGAAUAUACUACCCGUACUCAAGCCCCGCCCCCAGUCAUAUUAGGAGUAACCAACCCUUUUUUUGCUAAAACUCUCCAACACUGGCCGCACAUUAUUCGAAUAGGAGACCUAAAACCUGCAGGUGAAAUUCCUAAGCAAGUUAAGGUGAAAAAAUUGAAAAACCUGAAGACUUUGGAUUCUAAACCUGGAGUUUAUACAUCUUAUAAGGCAUAUCUAAAUAGAGAUGAAGAGAUCAUAAAACAAUUACAAAAGGGUGUACAACAGAAACGUCCUUCUGAGGCUCAAAGCGUCAUUCUCAGACGUUAUUUUUUGGAACUGACACAAAGCUUCAUUAUUCCUUUAGAAAGAUACGUGGCAAGCCUGAUGCCUUUGAAAAAAAGUAUUUCUCCAUGGAAGAGUCCACCCCAGUUGAGACAGUUCCUCCCAGAAGAAUUUAUGAGAACACUUGAGAAAACAGGACCUCAGUUGACGUCCAGAAUAAAAGGCGAUUGGAUUGGACUUUACCGGCAUUUUCUAAAAUCUCCAAAUUUUGAUGGUUGGUUUAAGACUCGGCGGAAGGAAAUGACCCAGAAAUUGGAGGCACUCCAUCUGGAAGCUCUUUGUGAAGAGGACUUGCUUCUCUGGAGCCAGAAACACUCAGAAGUGGAAACAGUGGACCUUGUAUUGAAGUUAAAAAGUAAACUGAUGCAGGCUGAUCGAGAGCUUUUACCUGUGAAACCUGACACUGUGGAAAAGCUACGGAUGCACAUAGAUGCAAUUAUCUUAGCAUUGCCAGAGGACCUGCAAGGCAUACUGCUUAAAACAGGCAUGACGUGAUGUUGCCAGAAAUCUCCAGCCAAGAGGAAUUGUGCACCAUGAAGCAGACUGACAUUUCAAAGAUGCACAAAAGAGACAUUGGGAGUGAAAAACAACCAUGAUGCACAUACGGGGUGAAAAGACUGCUGUAUUUACGAAUCGUUUUAGUGCAUUGUUUUUAAAAGUGUGUAUCUGUGGGGGUUUCAACUUAAUACUGAAACACAAAAGGCAUAUAUUUUUUAAUCACGUUAUAAAGUGCUCUUAUGAGAGACCUGUGGGGCCAUCAGUAUAAGUGUUUCCAAACUGCAGUGCUGGCAUUGCAAAUAUUUUUUUAAAUUGGUUUUUUUUAAUUGGUGCUGCUUUGCCCAAUCAUGUUAAACCUCAGGGGAUAUAAAAUUAACAUUCACACUGGCUGUCUUCUUAAAAAGAAGGAAAAAACUGAACUAUCAUUAUGAGUUGUAAUUAAUGCUUUUGUAGUGCCUUCAUUGUCCUACAUGUUUCAUAAAAUCCAGCUGCUAGUUUUGAAGCUUUUGAUUACAAUAUAUAAUUUUAUAAGGCAUUAUUUUUACUUUUUUUUUUUUUUUUUUUCAGAUCUAGGGCCUCAUACAUGUGUGAUUUCACCACUCCCAGGAGACUGAUUUUUUCAGAGGGAGAGGGAGAAGGAGAGGGAAAGAGAAAAAAGAACAGCCCCAGAGCUUCCUCCAGUGCCAUGGUACUUCCAUGUGGUUCCAGGGCUUGAACUUGGGCCACAGGCAUGGCAAAGUAUAUGCUCUACUGUGUGGGUUAUAUUUCCAGGCCUUAUAUGAUAAUAUUUUGAAUAAUCAUUGCUAAAAAAAAAUUUUCUUGCCUCACAUCAUGUUUACCUGAAGCAGCAUGGUGUUUUUUGUUUGUUUGUUUUUUCCUUCACUUGUCCUAGAAGUUUCACUUCAUUGUUUUCUGUUUUGUUUUCAAAUUUAAUCUUAUCAGUUUAUCUAAAAACUAAGUCCUUCAUAUUAAUUAUGUGUUCAUUUCCUCUUACCCUUUAUUAAUUGGACCUGUGUAAGUUAAGUAGCUAGAUGUUUUUCAAAGAUUUCUAGUUGUAAAUGUCAUAAUGGACUCUUUUGAAAUUGAACUAUUCAUAUUCUAAAGGCACUCAAGCCUUUUGAAAGUCAUUUGAGUAAUGUUAAGAUUGAUUUCCAAUAUUAUUUCCCCUCAAAACACUUUCCCAAUGUUUAACAUGGGAACUUUUUUCUGAAUCACUGUUCUAACUAGGCUUCCUUUCUUUCUCUCUCUCCCUCCCACUUCCCUUUUCUCCCUCCUUCUUUUUUGUCAUUGUUGUGUUUGUGUCUGUUUUGUUUAAGUACAUUACUUUGCCAAAAAUAGAAGAUAAAGGUUUGAUAAAGCUUUUUAUUUUAUGUUUAAUAGCUGUGUCCUAUAUACAGUACAGAAACCACUAUUAAAAAUGGGCACAUAUGAUGUAGCACAUAUGUAAAUAGCUAUGUCUUAAGUUACUCUUAGUAACCAAAUUUAGUUAGAUGUAUUUGUAAAAGCAAUGUCUUCAGAAACUAUCUCUUGCUUUCUGUUAAUAUAAUUAUAAAGGGCACACCUGACCCCCAGAAAGGCUCCUUGUAACUGUGGUUUUAUACUCAAAAUGUGCCCUUUUCUUAUAGAAAUAGACUGUUAAAGCAUACCUCAAAGUCAUAGUAUAUGCAUUUGAAAAAAAUCAUUUGCCUUGGAUCAUAAGAAUUAUUUUGUGAAACAACAGUUGUCCUUGUGGAAAAGGGGUGACUAUUUUUAUAUAUGCUAAAGUAUUUCAUAUCUUUCUGGGAACCCUUACUUAGGUAUAAAUGAUCAUCUUAUUUUUCAAAAAGGUGUAUUUUAAUAAUCUUAAAAUUUAUAUGCAGUUUUUGACCAGGAUUUGAAAGUUGUUAGUGUCAUAUCAAGGAUCUUUUAAAUUAUACCACUACAAGAUAUAUCAUUUUAUUUUGCACAGCUAAGGCAUAGCAAAGGAUGUCGAUUAAUAGUUUCUUCAUAUAUGUUAUACUUAACUAAAAUUUAAUACUUGUUGAAAGCCAUUUAAUACUUACCCAGUUUAUUAAUUUCAAAUUAUGUACUGAAAAAAAUAACAAAGUUGCAUUGGUAACAUGAGAAAGAUUGGUAACUUUUUGGGGGGAGGGUUGUAGUUUAAAGAAUUAUCUCUGAAUUUUUUAAGCUGACAUUGUUAAUUACAAUUAAAAAAAAAAACACCUACCAUUUAAUGUUUAUCUUCACCAGCAUCAGAAGGAAUCUCUACCUUCAGGGUAUUAUGUAAUGCAUAGUGCCUUCUGUUGUGAGUGAAAAAGAGACUUUAUGAAGGCAUUUAUGGUCAUUACCAAAAAUUGUAUUAAAGGCCUUGGAUUUUAAA
Molecule: messenger RNA, 4349 nt
Organism: Erinaceus europaeus (western European hedgehog)
Lineage: Eukaryota; Metazoa; Chordata; Mammalia; Eulipotyphla; Erinaceidae
Gene: DENND6A
Product: DENN domain containing 6A
Exons: 20
Coding region: 146-1987 (613 amino acids)
Cellular component (GO): recycling endosome
Molecular function (GO): guanyl-nucleotide exchange factor activity
Source: RefSeq, a predicted model, not a curated record